Messenger RNA from Agrilus planipennis (emerald ash borer), 752 nucleotides. Its product is annotated as protein SON-like. Lineage: Eukaryota; Metazoa; Arthropoda; Insecta; Coleoptera; Buprestidae. Gene Ontology annotation, biological process: regulation of mRNA splicing, via spliceosome; regulation of cell cycle. Gene Ontology annotation, molecular function: RNA binding. The transcript has 3 exons. The record is from RefSeq and is a predicted model, not a curated record. The coding region runs from base 174 to 641 and encodes 155 amino acids.
AUUUAUUUUACUCUCUUAAACCUCUCAUUUUUCAUAUAUUAUAAACCAGUAACCAACAAUAUACUGUUGGUUUCUGAUUUAUAAAAUCCGACCACCUGAGAAUUUGUUGCAGGAAAUUAGAGCAUUUAUAUGUCAGGUCUUCGUGGUCCAGAUCUGGUGAACUUGGGUCUCAAAUGGAUCAGUUACAAAAUGCUGCUCCUGUAUCUGGUGGUAUGGGAAUGCAUCUUCUACAGAAAAUGGGUUGGCGACCAGGAGAAGGUUUAGGGAAAGAGAAAACUGGCACUUUGGAGCCCCUAUUACUUGAAGUUAAACUAAAUAAAAAAGGCCUUGUUACUACUGAAGAACAGAGAAAAAAACAGCCUGUUAAAGGGAAUCCUAGUCCGAAACUAUCUAUUAAAAGUCUGGAAAGUAAGCAUCCAGUGUCUCUACUUGGAGAAUACGCUGCAAAGAAAAAAUUAGGGCCCCCGAUUUACGAACUUUGCGAUGAAAAUGGACCGGAUCAUAAAAAGACGUUUAUGUUUAAGGUAAUUUUGAAUGGCAUUGAGUAUAAACCAAAAACUCCAAAUUUUAAUAAAAAACAUGCGAAAAAGGACGCUGCCCAAACAUGUUUGCAAAUGUUGGGGCUACUACCGCCCUCUUAAAUGCGAAUUUUUUUUAUUGUUAAUGAUGUAGCUUGUUAUACAUUAACUGUAAUUAAAUAAAUAUUGUAAAAUGUUUCGAAAAGCAGUAUUCUGUAAUCAACUUUAGAUAGU